Colletotrichum destructivum is the source of this 225-nucleotide messenger RNA. RefSeq lists its product as uncharacterized. The transcript has a single exon. Bases 1 to 225 code for a protein of 74 amino acids. Lineage: Eukaryota; Fungi; Ascomycota; Sordariomycetes; Glomerellales; Glomerellaceae. The record is from RefSeq and is a predicted model, not a curated record.
AUGACCACGAACGGCGAGAGCCACGGUCACUGGUCAACGUCAGCACCGCCUCGAGGUCGCAACGAGGCGGAUGUCCAGCUGAACGAUCUGCUCCGGGAACGUGGCCUCUACUCGGAUGAGGACACUGCAGAGAGUUUCAAGCAGGGGAUUAUCCACCGAUCCCUAGAGAUUCUGUCGCAACAGCUGUACAGCACUGAGAAGAGACUCGCUUCAUCCCCGAGAUGA